CAUUUCACCAUUGCCUUAUCCCAGAUCUCUCCCUCAAAAAUCAUCAUAAACAAUCACACAAAUCUCAAUGCAACAAUUUCUCAUAUCUCCUCCUCCACUUCACAUCCACCACCACCAUAACCACCACCGUCGCCGCCACAAAUGGCCGCCAAAUUGGCGUUUACUCUGACGACCCCUCGUCUGUUCACUUCUCAUCUUCGAAAAUCCUCUGUUUCUCUCUCUUCUUCUUCAUCAUCGUCUUCGUUUUCUAGGGUUCAUUCGGUUCCACUUGUCGGCCGCCACUUCUGUUUUCGGCGCACUCUGCUCAUUCUUCCCCCCAAGGCCACCACUGACCAGCCAGGUCAGGUCCAAGCAGAUGAGGAGGUUGACAGUAAGAUCCUACCAUAUUGCAGCAUAGACGAGAAAGGGAAGAAGUCAUUGGGGGAGCUUGAACAAGAAUUUCUUCAAGCACUACAAUCUUUCUACUAUGAGGGCAAGGCUAUUAUGUCAAAUGAGGAGUUUGAUAACCUUAAGGAAGAACUAAUGUGGGAAGGAAGCAGUGUUGUCAUGCUAAGUUCUGAUGAACAGAAAUUUCUAGAAGCUUCAAUGGCUUAUGUAGCUGGGAAACCAAUAAUGAGUGAUCAGGAGUACGACAAACUGAAGAUACAACUAAAGAUUGACGGGAGUGAUAUUGUGGUUGAAGGUCCAAGAUGCAGUCUCCGCAGUAGAAAAGUCUACAGUGACUUAUCUGUUGACUAUUUAAAGAUGGUCCUCUUGAAUGUUCCUGCUGCUAUCGUUGCAUUGGGAUUGUUUUUCUUCCUGGAUGAUUUGACUGGAUUUGAGAUCACUUAUCUUUUGGAGCUUCCAGAACCAUUCAGUUUCAUUUUCACAUGGUUUGCUGCUUUGCCCCUCUUAUUGUGGUCAGCUCUAUCAAUUACAAACUUCAUUGUGAAAGAUUUUUUGAUCUUGAAGGGCCCUUGUCCAAACUGUGGGACAGAAAACCUCUCCUUUUUUGGAACCAUCCUAUCAAUAUCCAGCGGUGGUACCACCAACACCCUCAAAUGCUCAAAUUGUGAAACUGUAAUGGUUUAUGAUUCAAACACGCGCUUGAUCACACUGCCAGAAUGAAGUAAUGCUUGAGCAAGAAUGAAUUAUUUUGAAGGGAUCUAUGAUACGACACGUGCUAGCAUGAGUUGCAAGGGAGGACUGUGAACGUUAUGCACACGUGUCACUAUUGGUAAAAGAGGAAGUAUGAACAUGAAGGGUCUUAACUUGAGUGGUUGAUAUAUAUGUAAACAUGUAAUUGUAUUGUGUUUCUGUUCAUAUGUAUAUAUACCUAAUACAGGCUUGUACACUAGAAGAGGUGCAAAGUUGUGGUGGAUUGCCCAGAUUAAUAGAAAUGACACUUUGCUUUACAUGCAAUAUUGAAGCCAUUCCUCAACCUUAGUUCA
Camellia sinensis is the source of this 1430-nucleotide messenger RNA. RefSeq names its product PGR5-like protein 1A, chloroplastic. Gene Ontology annotation, biological process: photosynthetic electron transport in photosystem I. NCBI's taxonomy places the organism in Eukaryota, Viridiplantae, Streptophyta, Magnoliopsida, Ericales, Theaceae. Gene Ontology annotation, cellular component: chloroplast thylakoid membrane. Gene Ontology annotation, molecular function: oxidoreductase activity, acting on iron-sulfur proteins as donors. The record is from RefSeq and is a predicted model, not a curated record.